This is a messenger RNA of Aphis gossypii (cotton aphid), 979 nucleotides long. RefSeq names its product superoxide dismutase [Cu-Zn] (gene Sod1). Lineage: Eukaryota; Metazoa; Arthropoda; Insecta; Hemiptera; Aphididae. Gene Ontology annotation, molecular function: copper ion binding; superoxide dismutase activity. Bases 287 to 745 code for a protein of 152 amino acids. Gene Ontology annotation, biological process: removal of superoxide radicals. The record is from RefSeq and is a predicted model, not a curated record. The transcript is spliced from 4 exons.
ACAACCGGGAGAAUACAUAUUUCAGUACCUAAUUGAUUUUAGUUUAUGUUGUCUUGAUAUUUUCAUUUUUCAAUUCUUCCAUAGUUACAUUAAUAAUUAUCGUGUUAUUCUGUUUCCGUGUUUCAAGUCUCAUAAUUACAUACUCGAGGUCACGUACUUAGUUACGUCGCAUGAUCUUAUGUAAUUAAUCAUUAUUCAUUAGAUCAUUAUUACUUAUUAAUACGAACGUUUUAACCUGAGAGUUAAGGAAUAUUUUGGAACGUGUUUAAAAAAUAAUUUUUUCAAAAUGGUAAAGGCAGUUUGUGUUUUAAAUGGUGAAAAUGUCAAGGGUACCAUUUUUUUUUCACAAACUGAUGAGAAAUCUCCUGUAGAAAUAACUGGUGAAGUAACUGGACUAUCUAAGGGCCGCCAUGGAUUUCAUAUACACGAAUUUGGCGAUAACACUAAUGGUUGUAUGAGCUCGGGUCCACAUUUUAAUCCUUUUGGAAAAACCCAUGGAGCUCCUGAUGAUGAUGUGAGACAUGUUGGAGAUUUAGGUAAUAUAGAAGCUCCUGGUUCAUCUGUGACAAAAGUAAAUUUCAAUGACCCAAUCAUAUCGCUUACAGGACCUCUUAACAUCAUAGGUCGUACUUUAGUAGUACAUGCUGACCAAGACGAUUUAGGUAAAGGAGGUCAUGAGUUAAGCGCUACAACAGGAAAUGCUGGAGCCAGAAUUGCUUGUGGAGUUAUUGGAAUCACCAAAUAAAUAAUAUUUAUUUAGUAUAAAUUGUAUUUGAUAUUAAAUGGAUUUGUAGACAUAUUAUAGGAAACAGAUAUUUAUGUAUUUUUGUCAAUAAAAUACAUAAAUAAAAACAAAUCAGUACACAUUUUCAUUUAUUAUUAUUAAUCAUAAGUAGGUAAUUUGUUUUAUUUUUUUACUGAAUUAGCUUCUAAAAUAGAAUCAAAAAUGUGUUACUAAUAAAUAUAUUUGGUGUGGUUA